UCAACUUGCACUGAUGAUUGUCUGAAGUACUUUCUGUCUGGGGCAGCAUGAGGACAGGCAGAUCCUUCUUUUCUGGAGGUCUUUGGGUCGGCGAUCAUGAAGAGCUCCAAGGAAGCCGUGCAGACAGCAGCCAAGGAAUUUCUUCAGUUUGUGAACCGUGGCGUCUCUCCUUACCAUGUUGUGCAGGAGUGCAAAGCCAUGCUUCUGGGAGCUGGGUUUAAAGAACUAAAGGAGACAGAGCAUUGGAGCAUCGAGCCUGACACCAAGUACUUUGUGACCAGGAAUUAUUCCACCAUCAUCGCAUUUGCCGUAGGGGCGUUGUACAAGCCUGGCAAUGGUUUCUCCAUAAUUGGCGCUCACACCGACAGCCCCUGUCUGAGGGUGAAGCCACGUUCUAAGAAGACGAGCCAGGGCUGCCUGCAGGUGGGGGUUGAGUGCUAUGGAGGGGGCAUAUGGAGCACCUGGUUCGAUCGGGACCUAACUGUUGCUGGAAGAGUCAUGCUGAAGACUGGCCAGCUGUUGUCGCAGAAGCUAGUUCACAUCCCGAGGCCUGUUCUACGCAUCCCGCACCUGGCCAUCCACCUCCAGAGAGACGUCAACGACAGCUUCGGCCCCAACAAGGAGAGCCACCUUGUCCCAAUCCUAGCCACAGCAGUGCAGGAAGAGCUGGAGACAGGUUCUGCUUCAACUGGGGAUGCCAGCAGUGCCACAACAACGUCAGAGAAGCAUCAUCUAGCCCUCAUCAACCUGCUGUGCACCGAGCUGGAGGUGGAGAAAGAGUCCCUGCUGGAUUUUGAGCUCUGCCUUGUGGACACUCAGCCGGCUGUGCUGGGAGGCGUGUUUGAGGAGUUCAUCUUCUCUCCUCGUCUUGAUAACCUCCACAGUUGUUUCUGUGCCCUGAAGGCUCUGAUUGACUCCAACUCCCUGGCCAAAGACCCCAACAUCCGUGUGGUGACGCUGUAUGACAAUGAAGAGGUGGGCUCGGAGAGCGCGCAGGGCGCCAUGUCGUCCCUGACCGAGAUCAUCCUGCGGCGCCUGGCCUCCAGCAAGGAAAACCUGACGGCCUUCGAGGAGGCCAUGCCCCGCUCCUUCGUGAUCAGCGCCGACAUGGCACACGCCGUGCACCCCAACUAUCAAGAGAAACAUGAAGAGAAUCACAGACCAGCUUUCCACAAGGGUCCAGUGAUCAAGUUUAACAGUAACCAGCGCUAUGCCACCACUGCUGUGACUGCCUCCAUCCUGAGAGAGAUUGCUACCAAAGUCGACGUUCCCCUGCAGGAUGUGAUGGUGAGGAACGACAGUCCCUGUGGCACCACUAUCGGCCCUAUCCUGUCCGCCAAGCUGGGCAUUCCCGUGUUGGACUUGGGAAGUCCUCAGCUGGCCAUGCAUUCGAUCCGGGAGAUGUGCUGCACAUCUAGCAUCCUUCAGACCACAACACUGUUUCAGGGGUUCUUCGAAAAUUAUCCGGCGGUGAGGAACUCCAUGAUAGUAGAUUAGAAUAGAAGUCUACAGACACAGGGGCUGCCAUUAAAGACAAGAACAAGUACAACCACAGCGGUCUUUUUUAGGUCUAUGGGUUUGUAAUGUGUUCGGGCCACUACAUGAUAAAUACCUUGAAUGAGUUGUGGUUUUUAAUGAGGACUGAUGUAAAUGGACAUUUUGUCUGGAACAGUUUUAAUUUAAUCAUCUAAUAAAGCAUCCUCAGGCAUAGACAAACCUUAAAUUAUUUGGGCUCCUUGUGAUAUUUGUGGGCUCACAAACUUUGAAUUUCCAGAUUCUAGUGAUCUUCAGCAGUAGCUAAACUAAACGUGUUAUGCCUUUUUUGACAUGUGUUAAUCAGUUUAUGUCCCAUGGGAAAAAAUAUACUUCCUAAUGAUUUUGUACUGUGUGUGUUAUUUCGAUUCCCUGUCAUUUUGGCUAAAUCAAAAUCAUAAAUCUGCUUUUCCCUGUG
Lepisosteus oculatus (spotted gar) is the source of this 1951-nucleotide messenger RNA. The record is from RefSeq and is a predicted model, not a curated record. NCBI's taxonomy places the organism in Eukaryota, Metazoa, Chordata, Actinopteri, Semionotiformes, Lepisosteidae.